Orbicella faveolata is the source of this 2225-nucleotide messenger RNA. RefSeq lists its product as uncharacterized. The record is from RefSeq and is a predicted model, not a curated record. NCBI's taxonomy places the organism in Eukaryota, Metazoa, Cnidaria, Anthozoa, Scleractinia, Merulinidae.
AGAAUUCAUUUUUUUCACAAUUCCCAAGCUACGGCGUUCAAGGCAUAAAACAGAUCAAAUUAUCGACAUGAUCUCAUAGCCUGUAAAUUGCAAUUUUUCACUAGGAUAGUAUGUAUCAAAGUUCUCAAAAAGUUCUUUUAGUUAUGUCUUCACAUUACAUCUUAGGUAGUCUGGUAUUUUCAACUUUGUGGAAAUAAUUCUUAGGACUUUGUGCAGGAGUAAUCAAGUUCAGAUAUUUAGCUACGUGAUACGAUAAAAAAAAAAAACAACAAAGACUAGCCUAAGGGAUAUACCGGUGUUUAGUGGCGAUCGCUAUGGUUACAACGGCGUGAUUGGAAAAAUUGAAAGUUAAAUAAAUCAUCCUUUGCCCUCACUUCGCUUUCGCAUGUGUUCCUGAGUGCAACCCCAGAGUCUGCAGUGAAAUUUUUUGGAAGGUAUCUUGAAAACGACCACGUUUGCAACGAGUGGCAACAUGGCAACAUUUUAUCUCAUCGCGAAAUUGAUGAUGCUUCAAGUAUUGGUAUUCUCGUAUGAUGUAUCAUCAAGCACUACGAUGACCCAGAUGAAUGCAGCCACUCCAAGUAGCAUUGUUGUAGCCUCAACAACGGGUUCAAUAGUUACCUUGACAUUAAGAGUUACAACUAAUUGCAGCGGUGUUAGGUUGAUGAUGUUAAACGACAGCUUGCAGAACGAUACAAAAGCCAUAUACAUUGCCGAAGGAUUCCCGAUCAAGUCAGUGAUAACACAGAGUAUUAGCUGCAAUUCAUCUUUAAAUAUCACUUUAGAACUGUCGUUUGAUACCGGAAUUCCAUCAGAAAAAACCAUUGAAGAGGUGUUUCAGGCUGCGCUCAAGGACGGAAACAUUACCAAUUUAACAGAAAAUAACACAAUCUACACGUUUAGUUGUUCAAUAGUUAUCUUGACAUUAACAGUUACAACUAAUUGCAGUGGAAACAGAUCGAUGGAGUUAAACGUCAGCUUGCAGAACGACAUCAAAGACGUAUACAUUGCCGAAGGAUUCCUGAUCAAGUGGGUGAUAAUACGGAGUAUUAUCUGCAAUUGCUAUUCAUCUUUAGAUAUCACUUUAGAACUGUGGUUUUACACCGUCAAAAUUCCGUCAAGAAAAACCAUUGAAGGGGUGUUCCAGGCUGCGCUCAAGGACGGAAAUAUUACCAGUCUAACAGAAAAUAACACAAUCUACACGUUUAGUAAUGAAUCCUCACUGAGCACUAUGAUGACAGAAAUGUCAUCUACACCCACCCAAAUGACAUGCACUCCAAGUAGCAGUGUUGUAGCCUCAACACCAGAUGAAUCUUCAAGCACUAUGAUGACAGAAAUGUCCACUACACCCACCCAAAUGAUAUGCCCUCCAAGUAGCAGUGUUGUAGCCUCAACACCAGAUGAAUCUUCAAGCACUAUGAUGACAGAAAUGUCUACUACACCCACCCAAAUGACAUCCACUCCAAGUAGCAGUGUUGUAGCUUCAACACCAGAUGAAUCUUCAAGCACUAUGAUGACAGAAAUGUCUACUACACCCACCCAAAUGACAUCCACUCCAGGUAGAAGUGUUGUAGCCUCAACACCAGGUCCAAUAGUAAUUCUGAUGUUAACAAUUACAACUAAUUGCAGUGGUGACAGAUUGAUGACCUUAAAAGCUAGCAUGCAGAUCGACAUCAAAGACCUAUACGUAGACGAAAAAUUCCCGAUCAAGUCCGUGAUAAUACAGAGUAAUAACUGCACCUCGCAUUUAAAUAUCACUUUACAACUGUCGUUUUACACCGGAAUUCCGUCAGGAAAAACCAUUAAAGGGGUGUUUCAGGCUGCACUCAAGGACGGAAAGAUUACCAAUUUAACAGAAAGUAACACAAUCUGCAACAUCAAGUUUACUGGUAAGUGAACAAAAUAAAUAAGUAUUAAUUAGAUCCUCUUGCAGUUGGUCGAUUUAAGUUCACUUACUCUUGGGUAAUCACUGAAUCUGUUUCGGUCAGCCACUGAGAGGUACAAAGUAGGCCUGUCGGUUAAAGCCAUUAGAGGAGAGAAGAUUCCGUGGAAAAUCAUUUACGCGACUACUUACAGAGGAAUGAAUCGAAUAGGAAGAUGGCGGAUGGCCGAGUGGUUUACGGCCAUUAUCCACUAUCUCACGGGAAUUGUUUUCGGUAGUCCCAAAUUCAAAUCCUUAAGGUGGCUGAACACAGUUUUUGAUACCUGUGGUUCAUUCACCUUUU